This is a messenger RNA of Morchella importuna, 1560 nucleotides long. RefSeq lists its product as uncharacterized. Bases 1 to 1560 code for a protein of 519 amino acids. The record is from RefSeq and is a predicted model, not a curated record. The transcript is spliced from 8 exons. Gene Ontology annotation, molecular function: hydrolase activity, acting on ester bonds. Lineage: Eukaryota; Fungi; Ascomycota; Pezizomycetes; Pezizales; Morchellaceae. Gene Ontology annotation, biological process: phospholipid catabolic process.
AUGCUGUCGUCGCCACCACCACUAGAUUUCUGUGCCGUCGUCAUCUGUCUCAUGCACAAAAACCUGGCUUGUGCGGAGCUAUCAUGCUCUAGAAUAGAUAGAGUAAACACAUGGCUGAUGGAAAGGUACACUCUCCGUAGAAUAGAAGCCGGAGAGCAAUAUAUCUACCACCCAAAAUCCCCCCCAAAAUCCCACUACCUACUCCUACUGCAAACACCACACUCACCAAACCCCCUCCCCCACUACCACCACAAUGCACGCCCACCUCCUCCCCUCCUCUCCCUCCUCCCCCUCCUCCCCCACGCCCUCGCCGCCGCCACCGACACCCGCUCCCCCACCUCCUCCGUCCCCGGCAAGGCCUUCUCCCGCUUCGUCACCAUCUGGCUCGAAAACACCGACUACGCCAAAGCCGACGGCGACCCCUCACUCACCUGGCUCUCCUCGCGCGGGAUCAAGCUCUCCAACUACUUCGCCGUCACGCACCCCUCCGAGCCCAACUACGUCGCCGCCGUCGGCGGCGACUACUUCGGCAUCAACAACGACGACGCCAACACACUUCCCGCGAACGUAUCAUGCAUCGCCGACCUGCUCGACGACAAGGGCAUCUCGUGGGGCAGCUACCAGGAGGACAUGCCGUACUCGGGCUUCACGGGCGCCGAGUACCGCAACCAGGUGACCAAGGCGAAUGCCUAUGUGCGGAAGCACAAUCCGCUGGUGAUGUUUGAGAGCGUGGCGGGGGACCCAGAGAGGCUGGCGUUGAUCAAGAAUUUGACGUGGUUUGGGAAGGAUUUGGAGGCCAAGACGCUGCCGCAGUGGAUGUUUAUCACGCCGAAUAUGACGUCUGAUGGACAUGAUUCUUCGGUUACGGUUGCUGGGUCGUGGACCCGUGCCUUUUUGGAACCGCUGCUGGACAAUGAGUACUUCAUGAAUGAUACGCUUAUUCUCGUCACCUUCGACGAGAACCACAGCUACACCACACAAAACCGCGUACUCGGAAUCCUCCUCGGAGGUGCCGUACCGGCAAACUUGGUCGGCACCACCGAUUCAAACUACUAUGACCACUACAGCGAGAUCGCAACCGUCGAGGCAAACUGGGGCCUCAGCACGCUCGGCCGCUUCGAUGUCGGCGCCAACGUCUUUGCCUUUGUCGCAAACGCCACCUCCGACACUAUCCGCGCCCCGGCGAACCUAGACAGCAUCUACCUGAACGAGUCCUACCCGGGCAUCUUCAACGACAAGAAGUGGGGCCCGCAGCCAGCCCCAAACACCGAGCUGGAGCAGAACGGGCGAAAGGUGCUGCAGGCGAUUAAGGACGAGUGGGAGGAUGACCAGGACCAAACGUACUACACGGGCUCUCUGGAGGUGCCGAGUAGUGCGAACCCGCCAACAUUGACUAGUUCAAACGUGACCUCCUCGAACUCCAGCAGCUCAACAUCAACAAACGCACCGACCUCCACCACCUCAAGCGGAGCAAACUCAGCAGGGAAAAUGGCAGUCAGCGGAGUGCUAUGUGGGCUUGUGGGGACGGUGUGGAUGGUCGCCGUUCAGGCAGGGUUGUAA